Messenger RNA from Plenodomus lingam JN3, 594 nucleotides. RefSeq lists its product as uncharacterized. The record is from RefSeq and is a predicted model, not a curated record. Lineage: Eukaryota; Fungi; Ascomycota; Dothideomycetes; Pleosporales; Leptosphaeriaceae.
AUGUUCUAUAUCCAGUACCUGUCAGGGCUCUGUGCGAGGAGGAACUGGCCAGAUCCUCUUUUUCAGACCUACCGCACACGCUACGGCUAUGGCUCCACCGUUAGGGUCAACAACCGAGAAUACUCGACCGACGUCGACUAUGAAAGCGAGGCGUUGGCAAAGAAUGCGGCCGCAACUCGGGCCUACAUGAUUUGCCGUAAUUUCUCAGUCAACGACGGCAUGUUCCCAGCCCAGCGUCCCGGACAGGGCGCCCAAGGCCUGCCUACACCAAUUGGCAGUGGUCGCCGCAAUACUGGCUCGUCCAACGACUACGACAGUGCUAGUACCUCAAGCGGAGAUACCAGCCCGAGGAACUCGGAUUAUGGGCUCGAUGCCACCGCCGCGGUGGGGCGUCGACCGAGCAAGGCUUCUGUAUCGUCUUCGACCUGCUCCUGUGGUCGUGGACUAGUCCUCGCAUAUGAAAGCACUAUUUCUGGAAUCUCGCAUAAACCCCCUCCUCUUGAACGGCAACGAAGGUUUCGGCAAUUGAACAAAAAGGACCUAAACGCCGCUAACGGCCUCUCCCCCAUGUGCAUCUUCACCCCGAAACAAUGA